This is a messenger RNA of Saxophila tyrrhenica, 1092 nucleotides long. Its product is annotated as SET domain-containing protein 5. The record is from RefSeq and is a predicted model, not a curated record. Gene Ontology annotation, molecular function: protein binding. NCBI's taxonomy places the organism in Eukaryota, Fungi, Ascomycota, Dothideomycetes, Mycosphaerellales, Extremaceae. The coding region runs from base 1 to 1092 and encodes 363 amino acids. The transcript has 2 exons.
AUGUCUGGUAACCCUGGUUCCUCAAAGGAUCGUGGCCGAGAGUCGAGUCAAGCAACCUCCAGACCCGAGUCGAUACCAAGCUCUCGUCAAACCACUCCGCCCACUCCCAUGUUGACUCUCGCCGUGUCUCCGCUCGUCACAGCAGGCAAUGGGCAGGGUCUCGGUGCCUUCGCUUCGCAAAGAAUCAAAGCCGGCGAAGUCAUCAUCGAAGAGAAGCCACUCCUUACCGCCGACGUGACUCUUUGGAGUGAUGAUACGUCGCCACGGAGCAUUGUCGACGCCUUUGCGGACAUGUGGCCAGAUCGUCAGGAGUACUACCUGAACAGGUAUACCUACGUGGCAGAUGAGCGCAAGCUUCUCGAUUACGCGACGGCGUACACAGCAGCAGCGAAUGUGGAGCUCCCGACCAAGCAGGAGAAGCUGAAGAUUGGCAAGGUUUUUGCGAUCUUCUACAACACUGCCGCUUCCUUCGGGAACUUUGACAGUGGCUUUGGCAAGGACCUUCCACGUCUCAACCACUCGUGUGUUCCGAAUGCUGCACACAUCUUUGACGAGACCAGAAAGCGCUCCGUCGUCCGUGCCAUUCGAGACAUACCGGCUGGACAGGAGAUCCUUCUCUCGUACGUUCCCGAAAUCGCGCCCAAGAACGUCAGAGCGUUAAAGCUGGAACCAUAUGGCUUCACCUGUACUUGUCUUGCGUGUGGCGAGAACGACUACGCGAACCGGACGGAGGCCCGUAGGAAGGAGCUCUGGAAGCUUCAAAGCCAGAUCGAUACCCUGGAGUUUUCUGAGGGUUCGGAACAUGAAGAGGCUGUUGUCGACACCGAAGCUCCAUCGCUGGAAGAUAUACCAGACAUGUUGGCGCUAAUGGUGAAGCUGAUGAAAGGCGAGCCGGCAAUGCAGGUCGCCAGAGGAGAAACGGCUUACAAGCUAGGCAAGCAGUGUUCUCAGAUGCAAGAGCUGGCCUUAGCAAAGAAGUGGUUGGAAUUCGCUCUGCCGCUUCUGACCUUGUGUCGCGGCGAGAACGAUUCUCUUACGAAGGACUGCGUUCGUAUGCUGGGAAAGCUUCCAGCGUCACGGCAUGGUCUCUAA